AUGGCGCCCAAUACAUACCUGCUGCCUGACCCGCGGCUAGGCAAUAAGACAGCCUGCUAUGACCGCAGCGAGAUCGUUUCAAAUUUGGAAGCCUUCUACGCCUUCCUUCCUCAUGUUCCAUCCUCAGCCGUUUGUCGCGCACCUCCAGGCGGUUGGCCUUCAAUCACAGCCGAGAUUCUUCGAGAGCAUGGAAUUCACAAGACCACCGCAGUUGUGGAUCUCCUCCGCCAUCUCCCUUAUAUUGAUGGCAUCCACCCCUGGAUCGCGCCCGAGGCUUUCCCUUGCGACUAUCGUAUUCUGGGACACGAGUUUGGCCGCGAAACCCCUGGCUGGGUGUCCGAUGUGCAGCAUGGUGAGGGGAAUGUCAGGCUGCCUGACGGGUCCCCCGGCGGCACGGAGAAGUGGCCUCCCUGGGUCGUGCAAUUAACAACGGGCACGGAUCGCGAGGGCAGUUGUUAUAUGCUCGAUACGACGGACGGCACGGUCACGCAGUAUUGCGUCGUAGGGUAUUUGUACGAGCCAACAUAUGAUAAGGAAGAUCCACGGGCUUGGCGGGAUCGUAUCUGUGGGGCGGAUACAGCGACGCUGACUGAUCAAGUCAAGUAUUGGCGGAGAGAGUAUCGCGAAAUGCGGCUACUCGGGGUUCCGGAUGGAGGCGAUGGAAAUGGGUAUCCAAGUUUGUACUUUCGGGAUGAGGGAGAUGGGCCGGGCAGUUAUGGCUGGGAGGAGACCGAGGCAAGUGGAUAUACAGCAUUGAACACAUGUUUGACCCAAAUAUUCAUUCGGUGA
Molecule: messenger RNA, 789 nt
Organism: Truncatella angustata
Lineage: Eukaryota; Fungi; Ascomycota; Sordariomycetes; Amphisphaeriales; Sporocadaceae
Exons: 1
Coding region: 1-789 (262 amino acids)
Source: RefSeq, a predicted model, not a curated record